Austrofundulus limnaeus is the source of this 3687-nucleotide messenger RNA. RefSeq names its product phosphoinositide-3-kinase, regulatory subunit 5 (gene pik3r5). Gene Ontology annotation, biological process: positive regulation of MAP kinase activity; G protein-coupled receptor signaling pathway. Gene Ontology annotation, cellular component: phosphatidylinositol 3-kinase complex, class IB. NCBI's taxonomy places the organism in Eukaryota, Metazoa, Chordata, Actinopteri, Cyprinodontiformes, Rivulidae. Gene Ontology annotation, molecular function: 1-phosphatidylinositol-3-kinase regulator activity. The record is from RefSeq and is a predicted model, not a curated record.
CGGUGACCAUGCAGCACACGUCCUGCACCGAGGACCGGAUCCAGCACGCUCUGGACAGGUGUCUGGACGGGCUGAGACAAAGCCCCACGGCAGCGCACCACUGGAAUGUCCUGAUGUGCUCAGCGGGUCAGUCGAUGAACCGUUGGAGCUUGGAGGAGAUGGUGAAGAGAGACCCUGAAAACUCCCUCAUCCUUUUGCAACARAUCAUCACAAAGACGAGAGAGGUUCAGGAGCAGUGUCAGUAUGAGCUGGUGGUUCCUCUGGCCGUCAUGUUYACCUCCACUCUGCUGCAGAUGCCGUACUGUCCACCGAGCACAGAGCUACUGGAGGAAGCCAUGACGGUGUUUUACCGAUUCCUCACGUGGCCCGAGCCGUACUGCAGCGUGUGCAGGGAGCUCCUCUCCACACUACAGCUGGAGAUCAAGGCUCCUGGAAUUUCCUUUCAGAGGCUGGUUAGAGAAGAGCAGGGCCUCAACACAGCCAACCAGGGCUCUAAAAUAAUGCGAGAACUGUAAAAACCUUGGAAGAAAUUUUCUGUGCGGUGAGCGACAUUUUGGAGACAGCCGCUUUAAUGAGCGACCCGCUGAAUGCACGCAGUCACRUCAUCCAGGAACUGGAGAUUCUGCGAAAGUCUCUGAAAAUCUCCUCAUCUAAUGGGAGGGAGUCUGACAGAAUGUUACAGACGUUACCUUUGCCUACAGCCAAAACUUACAUGUUUCACUGGGAAAAGGAUAAUUUUGAUGUUCUCAACACGCUUUUGGAGCAAGAACCUGAUGAUUUGGUCACUAACGGGCAGCCUCUGGAGGAGAGGGAGGUCGAGUUUGUCGAUGACGAAGAUGAUGAGGUAGAGAAAGAGGAGGAGGGGCACGGAGUGGUAUCGGCCUCCAUCGUCCACGAUGGCUACAACRGCAACCAUCGUGCUUCCACCUUCUCCACCAUCUCCUCCACCUCUAAAGACUCCAUGUUUUCCACCCUGUCAGGGGCCUCAGAGUCCUACUCCCCGUCCCUUUUCUCUGUCGCCUCCGGAGUGGACAGCGACUACUUCGAAGAUUCUGACGACUACAUCAGCUCCUCUCCGGUGGCAGAGAAAUGUUCCCUGAGGUCCGGUAAAGUCUCAUCUCGUCUCAGCCAGCACUUCUACCGGAUCUUUCCCAAACCCAAGCAACCGCGGACAAUUUACCGAGCCAAGAGCUUGUGUAACUCUGAAUCAAAGGAGCCCAUAUUGGGGCGAGAAACUCGUUCCAACUCACUGCCCCAGCAGGUCAAGUUAUUUAGUCCUGAACCCUUACCUAAGCUACAAACUCAAUCUCUYCGACAUGUCUGCUUUCGAAGGAGGCCUAUUCUGAGCAGUGAUGAGGACAGUAAGAACAUCACGCUCAGGGUGGUGGUGUUUGGUGCUGAUCACGUGGCAGGGAAGGUGGCCCGAGCCUACAGCAGCCUGAGGAUGAAGGAGAGUACAUCUCCAUGUCUUACCAGAGUCUUUAAACUUGAGUUCUACUUUGUGCCUGUCAAGAGGGACUUAGCACUAGGACAUCGAAGGCCUUCUGUUCCUUUGAUACAAACUGGAUCUCCGAAAGGAGCAACCCUGUCUUGUGAUCAGAACCAUGUGGGCACAGGUGACAGCACAAAUGACAUUGCACACCUACUGGGCAUGUUGGACCCGUGGUACGAAAGAAAUACCCUGAGCCUGCUCAAGCUUCCCGCCAGUGUCGUCUGCCAGCAAACCUCAAAAACAGAGUCUGAGUCCUACGAUAGUUCAUAUGAGCAGCGUCUUCCCAUCCUGGCUGACUUGGUGUUGUACUACUGCCGCUUUGCUGCUCGGCCCGCUCUGAUCCAGCUUUAUCAGGCUGAGUUGACAUUGGCCAGCGGAGAGAGAAGAACUGAGGUGUUCAUCCACUCCCUGGAGUUGGGUCACACCGCAGGAACACGAGCCAUUAAAGCCAUGGGUGCAGCGAGUAAACGGUUCGGCAUUGAUGGAGACAGAGAAGCUGUGCCUCUCAUGCUGGAGAUGGUGUACAACAGAGUGGUUAUUAGUGGGAGAAGUCAGUGGAAGAGAGAAACCAAAGUUUGCACUUCAGUCAACUUCAGCAAAGCGUGCAAGAACCCUGAGGAGCUCGACUCAAAGAUGGAGUGCCUGCAGCUCACCAUGACCGAGGUCCUGAAGAGACAAAACUGCAAAAGCAAGAAGGGCUACAAUCAGCAACUGACUGUAACGGAGGUGAAGGUGGACAAAGUGCAGGUCAGUGGGACCACAAACACAACAUUUGCUGUGUGUUUGGACCAGGAUGAGAAGAAGAUACUACAAAGUGUCAAAAGGUGUGACGUAUCAGUCUGCUACAAACCUGACAGCUCCACUGACUGGAGGUUGAGAAAAUGUCAGACUUCCGCUCAGAUUCAGCCUCUGAACCCUACCUUCUGCUCCCUCCUCUGCCUGCCCGUCGUCACCUUCAGCGGGGCUCUUCCCUGAGAUCCCUCCUCCCUGGUUUUUAUGGACUCAAAACGUUUAGCACUGAUGUUGUAAAUGUUGCACAAAUUGCAGAGGAAGACAGUCUGCACACGGUGCAGGACUUGAACAACGGUGCAAUGCAACUUUUGGAAACCUGAAUACUUCAUGCAGAAACUCGGCUCUGGCUGCAUUCAAAUCAGUUAAGACAUGGGAAACCAAGAAUGACUUCAGACAAAAAAAAAAAACCUCUGCUAUACAGUUGUUUAACACAAAGCAAUAUUUUGUUCAAAUGAAGGAAACUAUUUCAAUUUUCAUUCUUCAGGUUUCAGCUCCUCUUUUUGUGUUUGCAGACAGAACUGACUUUAACCUCAGUCAUGCUAGAGUGUCUUCUAGCUAUUUGUGAUUUGAGUGUAUAAAUAUGCUGGUUCAGGGUCCUAGGAAGAGAAUAUGAAAUUUCUUUUAAUACAUAUUAUUUUUUCUCCUUUUUUUGGCCUCAAGCUGUCGCCAAAAACUCCUCAGCUUCAAUAAGAGUGAAAACCUGAGACUAUCUGAGAAUGCACACUAUAAAUAUACAGUUUGUACAUGUUUUGCUUUAAAGAUAAGUUUUUGUAAACUAUACAUUUUAAACAGCAACAUUUUUAUGCCUUUUAUAAUGGAAUGUUUUUAGUUAAAACGCAAUAAUAAAUAUGACCAGCAGGGAGCGAUGUUGACUUUUCAAUAUACUACUUUGAGCGCACAUUAGGACAGUUUUGACUUGUUCAAACUUGUCUGUUUAAUUGUUGUAAUAUAUGUUAUAAAUAACCUAAUCAUUAUUUCUCAAAUGACACAGAUUAUAUUAUGGUGCUGUAAAAUGCAUGCAGAUGUACAUCCUCCCAUGUUACUGAUUUAUUGCACUUUCUGAUGUAAAAAAAAGACAUGAAAAGAAAUUUUGUAUUUUUAUUUUUGUAAAUAAAUAAAGUCCUAAUUACUUGAUUGAAAAUAACGUUGCAGUUUGGCACAAUAAAUCAGGUUCAGUAACCUGAACAUUGAACCAGGUACAUUUAAUUUUUGUUUAUUUUAUGUAAACACCUGACAUCACUGCCUUUAUCUUUUCUACAGUGAUACUGAAAAUGUUAAAAUCUGAUUAUUAAAAUGUAUAUAAUAUCUUCAAUGCAAUGAAUUUUUUAUGAGACCAGAUCCCAACAGGGUAUAAUAUAAGACGUAAUCAAUGGUAAAAAUUAAAGCAUUCCUUGAUUUAAAAA